Panicum virgatum (switchgrass) is the source of this 791-nucleotide messenger RNA. RefSeq names its product histone H3.3-like. Gene Ontology annotation, molecular function: structural constituent of chromatin; DNA binding; protein heterodimerization activity. NCBI's taxonomy places the organism in Eukaryota, Viridiplantae, Streptophyta, Magnoliopsida, Poales, Poaceae. The transcript has 2 exons. The coding region runs from base 13 to 534 and encodes 173 amino acids. The record is from RefSeq and is a predicted model, not a curated record. Gene Ontology annotation, cellular component: nucleosome.
CCCGCCCCCACCAUGUUCCCACUAUUCGCCUUUCCGCACCCGCCGCUCGGUCGCCUUCGAGUUCCACCAGCCACCAAACCCGCCGGGGAGAAGUCGAGAGGAGCAAGUCGCCGAGAAGAGGAGAUGGCCCGUACGAAGCAGACCGCCCGCAAGUCCACCGGAGGGAAGGCCCCUCGCAAGCAGCUCGCCACCAAGGCGGCGAGGAAGUCGGCGCCGACGACCGGCGGCGUGAAGAAGCCCCACCGCUACAGGCCCGGGACCGUGGCGCUCCGCGAGAUCCGCAAGUACCAGAAGAGCACGGAGCUCCUGAUCCGCAAGCUCCCCUUCCAGCGCCUGGUCCGCGAGAUCGCGCAGGACUUCAAGACGGACCUCCGGUUCCAGAGCCACGCCGUGCUGGCGCUCCAGGAGGCCGCCGAGGCUUACCUCGUCGGGCUCUUCGAGGACACCAACCUCUGCGCCAUCCACGCCAAGCGCGUCACCAUCAUGCCCAAGGACAUCCAGCUAGCCCGCCGCAUCCGCGGCGAGCGCGCGUAAGCCGCAGCCGCCGCUGCCGUACUGGUAGUGGAGAUGUAGGAGGUCAAGAUGGAAUCGGCUUGUUGAUCUCCUCCGCCGCGCUUAGUGGGUCUGGAUUUAGCUGUACUAGUUUUCGUUAUCGGUUUGGUUAGUGUAAAAACAGGUUUACAAGUCUAUUUUGUGCUUCGCUGCUAUUUUGGCUCUCGCUUCGUGAUGAAGCGACCUUGUUAAAGACUUAAUUCGUGAUGUUACUUGAAGUAAAAUUACAUUGUUCUUAA